Messenger RNA from Colletotrichum phormii, 1944 nucleotides. RefSeq lists its product as uncharacterized. NCBI's taxonomy places the organism in Eukaryota, Fungi, Ascomycota, Sordariomycetes, Glomerellales, Glomerellaceae. The annotation marks the transcript as partial. The transcript has a single exon. The record is from RefSeq and is a predicted model, not a curated record.
UGCGAGUCUCGCUUCGACGGCUCUACUCUGGUCACACCCGCCUGCGUAGAUCCUCUCUACGGUGAGCCAAUCAUUGACAGCGAGACCAACGAGACCUCUCCAGGCCUCCAUCGUCACGUCGCGGGGCACUUCUCUAAUACCUCCACUCGCUUCAACUUUUACUUCCCACCCAAAGAUGCAUGGGAUGGCCGCUUCUUCCAACUCGCCUACCCUACCCAGUCCGAAAAUGCCACCGAGGAUACCAUUGGCUUCGGUCUAGACAGCAAGGCCUACACGGUCCAAGUAACAGGGACCAAUGGGUUCCGUGCCGAAGCCGCAGCAGCAAAGUACUCUAGGAUCGUUGCGGCACAGUACUACCGCCUCAGCAGCACUCAGAAUAUCUACGGGUAUGUUUACGGUGGCAGCGGUGGCUCUGAUCAAGUCAUUGGCGGGAUCGAAAACACGGUUGGCGUCUGGGACGGUGCUGUGGCCAUGGUCCAGGCCAUACCAAUUUUCGCACCCAACAGCCCGUCAAUCAGGGCAAUAGCAGGUCUGGUACUGCGGAAUAGGAAGACUGAGAUCCAGGAUUCCCUCAGGCCUGGGGGCAGAGAGGAUCCUCUCUCGAUCCCGUCACUGACUGCAGUUGAGCGGGCUAUGCUGGUCGAAGCGACGAAGCUUGGCGUUCCCAUCCGUGCUUGGGAACAAUAUGACGAGGUCGCAAACAGCUCACAUUUGAACAUCCUGAGGAACACCAUUAUCAAGCCUUCGGACCCUACAUACGCCAAUGAUUGCUGGUCCAAGCCGGGUUACCUGGGAACCGAAGAUAGUGCGCUCGGAAAGAUCAUGAGAGAGGCAGUGGUUGACUUCAAUGCGACCGUCGAAGACGUUCAUUUUGACGAAAAUGGGAAGUUGAUCAGCAUCAGACUUGACACAGUCCCGGAAGCUGUUGCUGAUGUAUAUGGUUAUGACCUGACUUUAUUCGGCGCCGACAACUCUGGACUAGGAAGUAUGAGCGGCACUUUAUCUACGGCUAACAAUACCAUGUCUUUCGCCGACUACACUACCGACGCCAACAACGCCACCCUUACCAAGCUUGUUGCGAAGGGAAAAAAACUCCAGAUCGACAACAAGUCGGCCCUUGCAAUGCAUGCAUAUUAUAGACAUCAGGUCCCAGAACGAGCAGGAUUUUACGGGUUCGAUCAGUUCCGGACUUCCAACGGCACGAGUUGCCUCCAACGCUCUCCCGACACGUCCAAGACCCUCGCCAAAGCCGUCUCUGGUGGCACUCACACCGGCGCCAUCGGAUGCAAACUCAUCGUCGUCCAAAACCUCCUGGACAGCGACGCGUUCCCGUGGCAUGCCGACUGGUUCCGUUCCCAAGUCAAGCAACAGCUGAGAGAUCGCUUCGAGGACAAUUAUCGCCUGUGGUACAACGACAACGCGGAGCAUUUUUACGAAGAAAGGCCUCUGCACCGCCUCAAACUUAUUGUGCCGUACAACGGCAUCUACCAACAAGCUCUACGAGACGUGGCAGCCUGGGCGGAAAAUGAUGUACCUGCGCCAGACGCCACAUCGUACAGCAUCUCCGCCGACGACAACUCGGUCCAGGUGCCCCCUACAGCGGCCGAACGGCGAGGUAUCCAGCCGGUUGUUGGACUUCUUGCGAACGGAAGAUGCAGCUGUACUGUGAAAGCUGGACAGCCGAUGACCUUACGGGCGACUGUUGAUACGCCUCCGGGAACUGGCAAGGUUGUGAAUGUCGAGUGGGAUCUGACUUCGGAGGGCACAUUUACUGAUGUCGGGCCCGCAAUCACGCCUAAACAGACUGUGACGGUCGAGCAUACGGUUGUCUACAACACGACGGGGAACUUUGUUGCCAUUGCUAGGGCAACGUCUCAUCGCGAGGGGGAUCAGGGUGCCGCUUAUGCGAGGGUGAUGAAUCUAGCUCGAGUGAACGUCGUCGUU